Molecule: messenger RNA, 1146 nt
Organism: Gekko japonicus
Lineage: Eukaryota; Metazoa; Chordata; Lepidosauria; Squamata; Gekkonidae
Gene: MAEL
Product: maelstrom spermatogenic transposon silencer
Exons: 12
Coding region: 1-1146 (381 amino acids)
Biological process (GO): spermatogenesis; piRNA processing; regulation of miRNA-mediated gene silencing
Cellular component (GO): P granule; nucleus
Molecular function (GO): sequence-specific DNA binding
Source: RefSeq, a predicted model, not a curated record
AUGCCCAACCGCAAAGGCGGAAGGAACGCCUAUUAUUUCUUCGUGCUGGAGAAGCUGCCGGAGUUGAAGCGACGCGGAUUGAAUGUGACUGGCGUGGCAGACGCCAUCCCGCACUGUUCGGAUGACUGGGCGUUGCUGACUGAAGAGCAAAAAGAAAAGUAUGCAGAUAAGGCUCGGCUAUGGAAAGCUAAGAAAUCGGAAGCAGGAGCAAAGGCAUCACCUGGCCAGGCCCCGGUACCUCUUCCUAUGCAAACACGGACUGUUCCUAUUGAGAGCCUCACCAACACAUCCAGGAAGUCUGACCCAGUGACUCUUAAAAAUGUAUUCUACAUCCUGAACAUUUUCAGCCAUGGAGAACUGCCUCCUCAUUGCAUUCAGCGUUUUCUCCCUUGUGAAAUUGGCUGUGUCAAAUACUCGCUUAAGGAUGGCAUAAUUGCAGACUUUCACCUUUUUAUAGAUAGUGGUGCAGUUCCCCGGGGUUUUCGGUUUCAUUGCCAAGCUGCAAGUGAUGCCACUCAUAGGAUUCCCAUCUCUGGCGUUGAACUUGCCUCUUCAAGCCAUUCUGUUGUGUUUCGUGACCUGUGUAUGUUCAUCCAGCCACAUAGGAACAACUGGCCGCUUGUGUAUUGUAAGUCUGAUGACCUCUUUAGGGUGAACUGGUGUCUGAAGUACAUGGCAGCAGAAGCAGGCAUAACAAAUCAGCUGAAGCUUCUCAAUGUGGAAGAUCUUGUGAUAGAGCUGUAUCAGCACAAGUUUCAAAAAGAGCCUUCCAAGACUUGGGUAUGGAACACACUGGAUGUUUCCAUGUGGGAUUAUUCCAGCAAUACUAGGUGCAAAUGGCAUGAAGAGAAUGAUAUACUAUUCUGUGCCCUUGCUACCUGCAAGAAAAUUGCGUAUUGUAUCAGCCAUUCUCUGGCUGACCUGUAUGGCAUCCCACUAACUUCAUCUCAUUUACCAGUGCGUGACAAGGAUUCUCAAAGUACAGUGAAUCCUAAGAUGGUAGUACUGGAUGCUGGAAGAUUUCAGAGAGGGAAGGCCCAGCAUGGGGAAAACGAUAGGUACUUCACAUCUCUUAAUCAGGAUAAAGAUGCCAUUCCUUACGCUGCUGGUAAGAUGAAGCUUUCAUUGCUGAUGGCAGCUGAUUGA